AUGAGUCUACCUCCGACAAUGACCCAGAUGACACCAGGCGUAUCAUCGGGUGGUGCAAAACGCCAAAGGGUUGAAGAGGAUGAUUAUCAACGUCAAGGGGUCGAGGGGGGAUCAGAUGAUGAAGACGACGAAAGCUCAGAUGGUGGACUUACACACGAAGAGAGCCUAGAGCGGAAGAGGAAACGGACUGCAAAACUUAAAGCCCUGACCCAGAUCAGGCACCGCGAAGCUGAAAUUGGCAAGGUUGCUGCUCAACAUGAGGUUCCAAAAGCUGCCACGCCUCUUGCGAGAGCUAUCCACGAGUACACCCGGAUGCUGAUGGGUAUUCCGCGGAAGGCAAGGGGAACAUCAAUGCUCGAAAGUGUUUCCGAACCGAAAUUACCUGAUCCACCAUCAGAAGAGGAACGCCAAGCUUGGGAGUGUCGCAAACAAUUACGUGAGAAAUUUAUUCGAGAUGCUCAAGACAAAGCAAUGCAAAAGUAUCUUGCAAAAAAACCGACUGGUUUUAAGCCGAAUCGAAAACAGAGAAAGACUGUCGAGAAGGAUGCAGCUGAGAUGGCGGCCAUCAAGAAACCUAUGCAACCUGUGAUAUUUACCUCUCGAAUCAGCGCUGGUGGUCGCACACGCUAUGCUCAUCAUUUCGGUACACAAUGUGAAGCGGCUCUAGCGAUGGCCGGGUUUCCACGUUGCACUUUCGACUGGCAGGCAUCUUACGACUCCCCUUGGAACGCUGCGACAGCAACAAUCAUACUUGCUCAUUGGGUGAAGACUUAUGACGCAAAUGGUGCAAGAGCAUUUGGAAUCAUCUCUUCGGAUAAUACUCCGGCCAACCGUGAAGAAGUGCUUCGAAGAUGGUGUGGUAACAAGGCCCCAAAACAUCGCGAGCAAACAAGGCAUGUUGAGAUGUUUAAGACUCCGGCCGGUAAAAAGUUGCUAGAAGAUCACUUUGCAAUUACUCAUAGUAUUACGAGCAAAAGGCGUAAUAAAGAGAAGAUUGUUGAAGCGCGGUUACACGAAGCCUUCAAAUUCUGGGGCAAAAGUUCUGCCGAAUAUGCCAUGUUAUCCCAUCCGGAAGUCCAUUCGGAAGACGAGCUUCAACCGACAAAUGCCUCUGGAUCUCGUCAGAGGUUACGGCUGGACUGGCGGAGCGCGGAGUUAGAUACAUUGAUAAUGCUCCUAGAUCAAUCCCAUUGGAAGCGUAAAACUAUACCAAAGGAACGUAGGGCCGCAAAGCAAUUGGUGGAACGAGGGAACUACGCUCCCACUGCGGACCCCGAUCGCUUUCCUCCAAAAGGCUUUCAAGCCUCAUUGAUUUCUCCGGGCUGGUUGGACAAUGCAGACGGUUUGAUCGUAUCGGAAUUGGAUUUGAAUGAAGAGGAUGCUGUUGAUGUCCAGCAAGCCAUCCAGGAUGCGAUGAGGGUUUUCAAAUCCCGUGCCAACCUGGCUGAAGAGGAGGCCAGUGGGUCCACCUUGAGCUGA
Messenger RNA from Melampsora larici-populina 98AG31, 1479 nucleotides. RefSeq lists its product as uncharacterized. NCBI's taxonomy places the organism in Eukaryota, Fungi, Basidiomycota, Pucciniomycetes, Pucciniales, Melampsoraceae. The record is from RefSeq and is a predicted model, not a curated record. The transcript has 4 exons. The coding region runs from base 1 to 1479 and encodes 492 amino acids.